CCGGAGCGCGCGCGCGCGCGUGUGUGCGUGCGCGCCCCCGCCCCCCACGGACGUCGCCUUCCGGAUGGCGGAGCGGGAGGGGUCGGUGGAGCCGGAGCUCCCCCUGGCGGCCGGGCUGUUCGCCGACAGUUUCCCGGAGGAGGCCCGUUUCCGGUUCUGCGGGCACCGGCUGAGCAUCGCGCAGCGGUUCGGGGCGCGCCUCGGGGUGGCGGCGCCCGUCUGGGACGCGGCCCUCAGCUUGUGUGGCUACUUUGAGCAGCAGCAGUUGGACUUUGGCGGAAAGAGGGUGAUUGAACUGGGGGCCGGGACCGGUGUCGUGGGCAUCUUGGCUGCAUUACUGGGGGGUGACGUGACCAUCACCGACCUGCCCCUGGCCCUGGAGCAGAUCCAGUGCAACGUGCGAGCCAACGUGCCGCCCGCCGGCCGGGCGCGGGUCCGGGCCCUGCGCUGGGGGCAGGACCAGGAGCUGUUCCCGGACGACUUCGACCUGGUGCUUGGCGCAGACAUCGUCUACCUGGAGCCCGAGUUCCCGCAGCUGCUGGCCACUCUGCAACACCUGUGUGGGCCCCGCGGCACCGUACUCCUGGCCGCCAAGAUGCGCGAGGAGCACGGCACGGGACGCUUUUUCCACUGCCUGCUGCCCCGUGCCUUCCACGUGGAGCUGGUGCAAUGCGACCAGGAGCAGAACAUCCACAUCUACAGGGCCACGCCCAGGGGGGCCGGACCCCCGGCCUGAAUGGGUCAUACCCGACCCCUGUGUCCCCAGCAAGGGCCGGGCAGGGGCGUCCCCGCCCCGGAAUCUUGCCCACCGCAAUGGCUCUCCGGUUUCUGCCCUCCCGUGGGGGAGGCAGGCCAGGAGCACAGCCGAACGGUGGUCGAGUGGUCCCGGGAGAGGAGGCCCGGCCGGUAGGCCGUCACCGGGCCCCUUCGGACGCGUUGGGCAUUAAAAGCCUCCUGGAACCUCA
Molecule: messenger RNA, 965 nt
Organism: Tachyglossus aculeatus (Australian echidna)
Lineage: Eukaryota; Metazoa; Chordata; Mammalia; Monotremata; Tachyglossidae
Gene: EEF1AKMT3
Product: EEF1A lysine methyltransferase 3
Exons: 3
Coding region: 65-736 (223 amino acids)
Biological process (GO): peptidyl-lysine methylation
Cellular component (GO): cytoplasm; cytosol
Molecular function (GO): protein-lysine N-methyltransferase activity
Source: RefSeq, a predicted model, not a curated record